UGAUCAGAACAGACGCCAAGGAUACAGUUUCGCGAACAGAACGACAGGCGACUGCUAACGGACCACACGGUACUCCCGGUUCUUCUGUUUUACCGACCAGGAACGGAUUAGAAAAAUGAAGUUGCUUGAAAGAAGUGAAACUGAAAAUGUGAAUCAGAAAAAUACCAGAAAGCUCCUCAAACCGCAGGUGGAGAAGCGUCGGAGAGAGAGAAUGAACCGCAGUCUGGAGAGCCUGAGAGCGCUGCUGCUGCAGGGGUCCCAGCACCAGGCGCUGGCGAGUCGCAGAGUGGAGAAAGCAGAGGUGCUGGAGCACACGGUGCUCUUCCUGCAGAGCGCUGCCCACAGAGGGGCAGCUGAAGGCAGCCAGCAGCAGGACUUCCAGGACGGGUUCUCCACCUGCCUGCAGCGAGCAGCGCGCUUCCUGCGGGACAGCAGGGCGGGGCGGCGGGGGGAGGGGGCGCUGAGCGUCACCCUGUCCCGUCACCUGACGCACCCCGGCCCGCUCCCCAGAGUUCCCAUCAGCCCCCACUCUGCCCACACGCAGCCCAAGGGGCAGAGCGCCCAGCUGGGGGGGCAGAACUGGCACUGCAGCCAGCAGCAUGGAGCCGCCCUCAGGAACAGCCCCUCCCACCAGCUCAGAGCGGCCCUGGCACACAGACACCCCAACCUGCCCCAGCCCCCCCACAGAGAGGCUCUGUCACCCCCCACAAACAGCCAGUCACCAUGGAGACCCUGGCCCUGAAACCAGCCUCAGGAUGGACACUGCCUUCUGAUUGGACUGAGACACUGAAGGAAAGAUGCUGUAAUUUGUAAAUUCUGCUGUAUAUAGAUAAAUUAUGAACUGCAGUUCCACUCUAUUUAACACUUAAGCCAAAUUCAGAUCAAAACUGUCAUAGCAGAUGAGAUGAAGGGUGAAUUUUAAAAAUACACGUUUUAGAAUAUUGCUGAGUAAAAAUACAGCUCAAAGACAGAAAUUCAAUGACCAUAUAAAUGCUUUUAAAAAUUAUUGAACCCACUCAAGCAACUCACAUCUUGAAUUUAGAGAUUGCAGUAGCAGUUCAUGCCAAACAAAAUUCUCUCUGGAAAUGUUCUAAAACCAUCUCAUCGGCUUUUGUGGUUUUAAAAGAAAAUUAACUGGCAGAAAGAUCACAGACUCCUGUACCAUAAUGUGCAAUGAUAAAUCUACCCAGAUAUGCAACAAACUGCUAAUGAUUACUGUCAUAGACCAAGUCUGCACAGUCUUCAAAGAAGACAUUCCACACUGUAUAAUAUUACCAUGUUGUAUUUCUAAAAUGCAUUCCAAUGGACAGAUUAUUUAUAAUAAAUG
Anguilla anguilla (European eel) is the source of this 1327-nucleotide messenger RNA. It is a transcript of the gene her7, whose product is annotated as hairy and enhancer of split related-7. The transcript is spliced from 3 exons. The coding region runs from base 116 to 742 and encodes 208 amino acids. Gene Ontology annotation, cellular component: nucleus. Gene Ontology annotation, biological process: anterior/posterior pattern specification; regulation of neurogenesis; regulation of transcription by RNA polymerase II. The record is from RefSeq and is a predicted model, not a curated record. Lineage: Eukaryota; Metazoa; Chordata; Actinopteri; Anguilliformes; Anguillidae. Gene Ontology annotation, molecular function: protein dimerization activity; DNA-binding transcription factor activity, RNA polymerase II-specific; RNA polymerase II cis-regulatory region sequence-specific DNA binding.